Geosmithia morbida is the source of this 1476-nucleotide messenger RNA. RefSeq lists its product as uncharacterized. NCBI's taxonomy places the organism in Eukaryota, Fungi, Ascomycota, Sordariomycetes, Hypocreales, Bionectriaceae. The transcript has 2 exons. Bases 1 to 1476 code for a protein of 491 amino acids. The record is from RefSeq and is a predicted model, not a curated record.
AUGGCAGAACACAGCAAGAAACUCCGACGACCGCCGAAGCGUCACAGGAAACAUGCCCAAAAGCCAAAGCGCACCAGCACGGAAGUCGCUGCCGCGGUCGCAAAGAAGAAGGAGAAGCGCCUCAGCACCGCAUCCGCCGUAUCAGCUGCAUCCUCGAUAAUGACGGCGGGCAAUUGCACGGACGCCGACAAGCUGUACGCCUGGCUGGGGCGCAAGACGGGCGUGACGUACGAGAGCCAUACGUCGUCGCAGGCGCAGCUGAAGCGGGAGAAGCAGGAGCGAUACGAGCAAAAGGGAGAGCUGAUCCGCCAGGUCGAGCAGCUCCGGGCGUCGGACGACCAGGACGAGCGCGCCAGGAUCGGGGAUGACCUGGUGGAGAGGAUCGCGCGGCUCGUCGACGGGGCCGUCGCCUCGUCGGCCAGGGAGGCGGCGCGGACGCUGUCGGUGCUGGACGGCGUCAAGGCAUUCCGGCGAGACCGCCACCAGUACAAGAGGAUGCUGCAGAGGAACCUGGAGCUCGAGUCGAGGAUGAACUACAUGGAGCAGGGGCUCAGGGCCGGCGGCGGCGACGAUGAUUCGGACCUCGCCGGGCGUGGCCGCGCCGGGUCCGACAGGCCCGGUUCCGUAGACAGGCAGCUCAUGCACGUCAACCUCAAGAGCCUCAGGAGGGUGAGCGAGGCCGAGGACGGUUACCUGGCCGUCUACAGCCAGGGAUACGAGGAGGGGUACAAGGGCGGUAUGGAGGACGGCACCGCCAAGGCGGACAGGGAGAUGGAGCGCAGAGAGAGGGUGGCCAGGAUCCUCGGUCCGAAGGAUAGGGGCACGCAGACAGACCGGCCCCGGCCCCGGCCCCCCACGGCUCCGCCCGCCUCUCGGCCCUCGCGAGAGAGUCACGUGUCUUCUCCUUCCGACCGGAUGUCCGACCCCGAACUCGAGGUCAGACCACUGAGUCUACGAUCCUCUACAGGACGGGACCCGGCCACAGGAGCCUCUGGCACCGACGACAUCAACGACGGUAUGAGCGACCUGGGCCACGGUGCGCUCCUCACACCCAUCGGGCCCCCUCCCGCUAUGGAUGUUGAUGUCCGCAGCAGCCGCCGCCGCCGUGGUGAACCCCAGGAGUUUCCCGAGCCUCCGUCGCCGCAGGACACGGUGCCAUCGCCUCCCUGGGAUGACUCUGAUGAGGGGGACAGAGAUGCGCUGCACUCUAGUACCACCAUCACGAAUGGCCAUCCAACUGCUUACGGCGCACAAGGCUACAGCAACAGCAACAGCAACAACGAGGAAGAUGGGGAGGGGGAGGGUGGCUCUUGCGACCCGUCCAUCGACGUUGUAACAGCUGGAGCAGUUGGGGCUGGAUGCGUGGGGAAGUUCUGGGAAUGCGACACUGUCGUCGUCGUCGUCGGCUUGGAGGUUUACCGAGGUAUUGCAUGUGGACAUUUCGGGUUGGAGGUUGCCAGAAGUGGAUGUCGGUGA